AUGAGACCAAACCUUGGUGCCUACGAAGGACCAGAUUUUCCAUCUCCUGUUCAUCCGAAGAUGCACACCCCGAAUUUCGAUGCGCUUGCUGCCAGAUCCCUGUUACUCAAGCGAGCUUAUGUCUCAGUGGCUUUAUGCAAUCCGAGCAGGACGGCCGUCCUCACCAGCAGGCGCCCUGACACAAGCCACAUCUGGCAAAACGAACUGUACUUCCGUCAGUAUGGGGGUAAUUUUACAACACUACCCCAGUAUUUUAAACAAAACGGUUAUAGAACCAUUGGAAUGGGGAAAGUAUUUCAUCCAGGAAUACUGUCCGGAGGUGACGAUCCUGUUUCAUGGACAGAUCCCUACACCCAUGCUCCUGAUGAUUACAUCAAAGUUGACAACGUCCUUAUAGAAGCAGUCUCAGAGGAAAGAGCUAAAGCACGACCACUUCAAGAUCAACUUCUGGCCGAGUAUGCCAUCCAGGCGCUUAAGCAGGUGGCCCCUAAAGCUAAAUCAGGUGAGCAACCGUUCUUUCUUGCUGUGGGAUUCCGUAAACCCCAUGUAACCUGGAACUUCCCUGCCCGCUUUAAGGAGUACUACCCUCUGGAAAGUCUGAGGCUGCCACCAAAUUACUAUGCUCCUGUAGGAAUGCCAGCCAUAGCUUGGCACAAUUUCGUUAAUCUGACUAGGUAUACAGAUAUGCAACCCUACAACGUGACACACACUGGCCAUAUUAACUUUACAUUUCCCGACCAAAUUACUCUUGAGAUGCGACAAGCCUAUUACAGCUGCAUAAGCUACAUAGACUAUGAACUUGGAAGGGUCAUUGCAGAGCUGGAUAAUCAGGGCCUGACUAAUAAUACUAUAAUAUCCUUCUGGGGUGACCAUGGAUGGCAGUUGGGGGAACAUUCUGAAUGGCAAAAGGAAACUAAUUUUGAAGAUGCUACCCAUGCUCCUAUGAUGAUUCAUGUUCCCGGAGUUACUGAUCAUGGUGUUGUCACUGAGAAACUUACAGAAUACGUUGAUCUGUAUCCUACACUCGUUGAAGCUGCAGGACUUCCAAAACUCGACAUGUGUCCACCAAACUCUCAAAAUGUCAGUCUGUGUACAGAGGGUACAAGUAUGGUGCCACUUAUGACGAAUCCUACAACGGACGAUUGGAAAACUGCAGCAUUCUCAGAGUAUGCCCAGAAAAGCAAUGUAAUCGACGGUGACGCAGUUAUGGGAUUCAGCAUGAGAACUGAAGAGUAUCGAUACACAGAGUGGAUCAACUUCAAGGCCAUGCCUCUGUAUAAACCGAUGUGGGACGAGCUGCAGGGAGUUGAACUCUAUGAUCACAUGAAAGACCCAGAGGAGAACUAUAACCGAGCAGAUGACCCAUCCUACAAAGACGUCAGGGUCGAAUUGUCAAGGAACCUGAGGCUGGGCUGGCGUGGAGCUCUUCCUAAUAGACGCGUCUGA
Haliotis rubra (blacklip abalone) is the source of this 1446-nucleotide messenger RNA. RefSeq names its product iduronate 2-sulfatase-like. Gene Ontology annotation, molecular function: iduronate-2-sulfatase activity. The transcript has a single exon. NCBI's taxonomy places the organism in Eukaryota, Metazoa, Mollusca, Gastropoda, Lepetellida, Haliotidae. The coding region runs from base 1 to 1446 and encodes 481 amino acids. The record is from RefSeq and is a predicted model, not a curated record.